This is a messenger RNA of Hydractinia symbiolongicarpus, 1242 nucleotides long. RefSeq lists its product as uncharacterized. The record is from RefSeq and is a predicted model, not a curated record. The transcript is spliced from 2 exons. Lineage: Eukaryota; Metazoa; Cnidaria; Hydrozoa; Anthoathecata; Hydractiniidae. Bases 377 to 784 code for a protein of 135 amino acids.
UUUUCACUUAAAACGAAAUUGAUUAAUUGAUUUAUGAAUGUCAUAAGCAGGAUUGUUUUGAUUUAUUUAUUUAUUUAAUAUUUUUGUUCAAGUAAUCUUUAAACAGUUUGCUUCAUUUUAUUUUAGCCACGUAAAGGGAGUUGUUUAGUAUUACAGCAUCAGGUACUAUUUAUUUUAUAAAAACAUGACACGUUUUCUGUUUUAUUCCUUCAUGUGUGAUAUUUUAGGGAUUCUUUUUGUUAAAUUUUAGUAUGGUGAAGACUCUAUCGGAAGCAAUUCGAGCAAUAAUGAUGACUCGAGUGAAGAGGAUGAAAAUUCUAUUUGCGAAUUCUCUGCUGAAAGUUUAAAUGAAAUUUCUGACGAGAACUUGCAAACAAUGUCAGAAGUUGAUGACUGUGAAGUGGAGAACCAUCCUUUAAAAGAUAGUUUGGACGAGAAAAUUGCUAAAUAUGAAACAGUAAAGAAAAACGACCUUGUGAAAGGAAGAAAGCACUGCAGGACCAUGUUUCUCGGUCUUACGCAUGUAUGUGAAGAAUUAAUGAAACGCAAAGAUUAUGAUAACGUGUCAAAAACGAAAACAUUUACAGCAAACGAAGUAAAAAGAUGCAUUAGCAAAAACGAAAAAAUGAAAGAAGCGUGCAAAGGAAAAGACGCCGACUACUGGAAAUAUUUAGUUUUAAAUAUGCGUGAGAAAUACCAAAGAGCUAUGAAAAGGGAAGAAUACUGCAAAUGUCGUCAGUGGUUAAAUGAAGCAAAGGACAUGAUGAAUCACUGGAAUACUUAGUGCCGUUUUGUCAUUAUUAUGUGGCACAAACCGUGAUGCAUUCAUCAAGCGUCCCACUCGUAAUAUCGACUCCCUAAUAUACGCUUUUCCUUAAUAUGUCCAUUUGUUUAGGUUUUUGGCGCCCCACUCAAAAUAUUACCUCCCUAAAACAAUUGCACCAAGAUAUAUAUUUAUCUAUUUCACUUUUUGAUUAAAGUAAAAACAGAAGUCAAUAGUUUAAAGAUAUAUAUAAAGAGCCCUGGCGCUUAAUCGAUGCAUUACGGAGCGAGUAGAAAACUUUUAGCUACGUAACUUUCCAUCGUUGACAUAUAUGCAUGAGAAACAAUGUCAUUUCGCUUUUAUUUUUUUUAUUAAGCGUCUCUCUUUCACAAGCUGAUCGGAUGGCUUACUUGUUGCUUGUUGACCAUCAACUUGAGAAUAUCAAAUUCACGCGUUAGCUUGCAGAGUUAAUUCACAAA